This is a messenger RNA of Aspergillus japonicus CBS 114.51, 5531 nucleotides long. RefSeq names its product actin cortical patch component. The record is from RefSeq and is a predicted model, not a curated record. Bases 58 to 5463 code for a protein of 1801 amino acids. Gene Ontology annotation, cellular component: ribosome. Lineage: Eukaryota; Fungi; Ascomycota; Eurotiomycetes; Eurotiales; Aspergillaceae. The transcript is spliced from 9 exons. Gene Ontology annotation, biological process: translation. Gene Ontology annotation, molecular function: structural constituent of ribosome; protein binding.
CUCUGGUCUGAAACGCAAGCCACGGACACUCCCAGUUGCCUUUCCUGAUAAUAGAUAAUGGCACUCCACCUGUUCUCCUGGUCGCCGCUGCGCACCAUCGGCUCAACCUUCAAUGCUGCGUCCGCUCGUCGCUGGAACUGGACCGCUGCUCCAAAUGCUGCCGCAACUGCUGAGCAUAUUUCGAUUCUAAAUAACAAUACGCAACGGACAUCCCGUCGCCGAGCCCGUCGGUUCAUCGAAGAGCAGAAGGCUAUCAACGAAAGCCGUCCCCUGGAGAGAUUUCAGACCCGUGAAUGGAAGGCUGGUGAUAUCUAUGCUCCUCACGAUCUCAGUCCUUCGCAGAUGAGGAGGUGGAAAGAGCGUCACUCCCCGUCCACAGAUGUCUUCGACUCUCUGAACUUGAAUCCCUUAACUAUGUACAAGAACUUCUCGAUCAUGUCCGAAUACAUGACCCCCAUGGGCCAGAUCAAGCACCGCAAUGAGACCGGUCUGCGCCCAGUCAACCAACGGAAAAUGGCCAAGGCUAUCCGUAGAGCAGUCGGGCUUGGACUGAUGCCUAGUGUCCACCGGCACCCGGAAAUUCUGGCCGCUCAGGUUCAGUCACGUUUGGAGGGAGAAUCGAUCUGGGCUGCGAACCCCACCACCACGAGGGGCCAGCCCACUCAACUCUCGUCGGACGCCAAAGGUGAACGGCUUGCAUAUGCGGCCAAUAAGUCCAUCUUCUUGCGCUCCAUCGACAACCCCUCGAUCGCCAGACAGUACACCGAACACAAGGCCCAGACAACAGUCGCCCGUUUCUCCCCCUCUGGCUUCUAUGUGGCGAGUGGUGAUGCGACCGGUAUUGUGCGGGUUUGGGACUGUGUCGGAGAUGGCAUCACCAAGGGUGAAUACAGCAUUGUGAACGGCCGCAUUAACGACCUUGCCUGGGACGGCGAUUCCCAGCGCAUCAUUGCGGUUGGUGACGGCAAGCAGCGAUAUGGGCACUGUAUCACCUGGGACAGUGGUAACACGGUCGGCGAGAUUUACGGGCACACACAACAAAUCAACUCCGUCUCUAUCAGGCAACAAAGACCGCUGCGGGCCGCCGCCGCCGGUGACGAUAAAAACCUCGUCUUCUACCACGGCGCGCCGUUCAAGUUUAACACAGGCAUACGAGACAAGCACACCAAUUAUAUUUAUGGUGUUGGCUUCAGCCCCGAUGGCUCAACCCUUGUCAGUGUCGGUGCUGACCGGAAGAUCUGGCUCUACGACGGCAAGACUGGCGAGCCGAGAAGUCAAAUUGGAGAAGGAGAGCACAAAGGAAGCAUCUUCGCUGUCUCGUGGGCGAAAGAUUCGCGCAAGUUUGUGACUGCCAGCGCUGACAGGACUGUGAAGAUCUGGGAUGUGGAAGCGGGUAAGGUUACCCAGAGCUGGGAUAUUGGAGAAGAAGGGAUGUCAAACGUCGGAGAUCAGCAAGUUGGAGUGGUGUGGCCUCCGGCUAGAAGUGAUAACCUGCUCAUCAGUCUCUCGUUGAGCGGGGAUCUGAACUACCUGGUGGAAGGCACUCCCAAGCCCCGGCAGGUAAUCCAGGGCCAUCAGAAGAACAUCACGUCCCUGACCCAGCUCCGCUCUGGCAGCGACACGGAAACAUUAUGGUCGGGCAGCUUUGAUGGAAGGGUCUGCCAUUGGGACGUCCCGGCGGGAACUGCGGAAGAGGUGGAAGGAGACGGCCACACAGCCUACAUUGCCGGUCUUGCUCCGACUCAGGAGGGCGCCGGACGCAUCUACAGCGUCGCUUGGGAUGACACGAUUCGAUCUGUUGAUCUUGGUGCUAAGACCUACACCGGCGUCUCGUCCAAGUUGUCUGGCCAACCCAAGGGGAUCGCGGCUGCAAAGGACAAGGUGGUAGUAGGGACAACCGAGAGCGUGGAGAUAUUUCACGAUGGGCACAAGACCGGCGAGUUCAAGCCUCAGUUCGCCGUGACGACAGUUGCAGCCCAUGGGGGCUUGGCUGCGAUCGGUGGUGAGGACUCGUCCGUCCAGAUCUGCGACAUCUCAGCCCAGGGAUUAACCCCCAAGACCGAGUUCAAGGCAUCGCGGAACGCAAUCUCGGCCUUGACAUUCUCCCUGGACGGAUCGCUCCUGGCCGUUGGGGAUUCCCGGGGCCGUGUGCUGGUCUACAAGGCUGCCGAUGGCCAACUGGUCACCGACCGAUGGACGGCGCACACCUCCCGAGUUACCUCCAUCGCGUGGAACGAGGACAAUACCCAUGUUGUUAGUGGAGGCCUCGACACCAACAUCUUCGUGUGGAGCUUGACGAAGCCGGGAGACUGGCUGCAAGUCUCCAAUGCCCACAAAGAGGGCGUGAAUGGAGUCGCUUGGAUUGCAGGCGGAUCUAAGAUUGCAUCGGCCGGAGCGGAUGCAGCGAUCAAACUACGAUAUGCGACCUUCGUCCUCCCACGAACUGGUCAGCGACUGAAAGGUCUUAUUCAUCUCCGAAAUCCGGAUUCCGGGUUGAAUGGCAACAGCGAUGACGACGAGCGCCGAGCGCUUCUGACCGGCGAGAUUGCUGCCCCUCGCGAAGGUCUACUGGCGCGUCUGUGGGGUCAUACCAUAAGUAUUGGUCCACAAGCGCAUGGAUUUAUCUCGUCAGAACUGGGGAUCGGCGUCUUGAAGUGUAGUCUAGCUUAUUUGCUUGGCUCCCUCGCAACCUUCGUGCCCGCUAUAUCCUCAUUCUUGGGCCACCAAGAUGGCAAACAUAUGGUGGCUACGGUCACUGUUUACUUCCAUCCUGCGCGAUCGCAGGGGAGCAUGUAUAAAGCCUUGAUCUGUGCAUUUGCCGCUUUCCUCUACGCCGCUCUCGUCUCCGUAACCAGCAUGUUUGUCUCGAUGUUUUUUCAAGACACCUUAAACAUGGUUCUCCUUGGUCACGCCGUCGUCUUAGUCGUGUUCUGUGGAGGUGGCCUGGGCUUCAUUGGAUGGACAAAGCAGAGGUUUGGUGACCCUCUUGUGAACGUCGCAUGCUCGUUGGCGUCGCUUUCCACCAUCACGGUGUUGACAAAAGAGGGCGCGGUGCAGAGUGGUGAUUUGUCAUUUGCAAAGAUUUCCCAAGUCCUGAAGAUGGUGGUCAUGGGAGUAACGGCCUCCAUGGCAGUAUCUUUUCUGAUAUUUCCGAUCUCGGCACGAAAGCAACUGCGGUCAAACCUCACUACGGUCACGGAGACCUUGGCAACAAUGCUGGCUUUGAUCACCGAGAGCUUUCUGAGUGGCUCGGAAGAGGAGCUUCAGACGGCGGAAUUUCUCGAGACCGCCGCACGGCAUAAAAAAGCGUACGGUCAGCUGGACAAGCUUGUGCGUGAAGCUAAAAUGGAGCAUUUCGUUGUAGGUACCGAAAAGGAAUACAGACUAGAAAAGACACUGGUCCGCUGGGUCCAGGAUAUCACACACAAUCUAGGUGGUUUGCGCAGUGCUGCUCAUCUACAGUUUCAGCUGCUCAAGCAAACCCAAGCUACCGAGACUGCACACCAGGCCUCGGAUGUCAAUUUUGGACUCGGUGCUGGUCCGCUACCCAGUCCCUGGUCAUUACACGAGGACCGUCCGCUUCUGGAACCCAUCUACGAGAGGCCAGAAGAAGACAUGUUGGAGGCAACGGGCGGGGACGAGUUCGAUUUCAAUGCAGGGAAUGGUACCAGUCCUGAAGCCGAACAAGCUCUCCACCCGGCGGACAUCUUUGCUAUAUUUAUCAGCCAUCUGGGGCCCUCAAUGAGAUCUCUAGCGUUCACGCUGAAGGAGAUCUUUCGCGAUAUUCCUUUCAAGCCGGAAUCUGGCUAUCGAGUAUCAAUCAAUAGCAAAUACCGCUCGAGUCUUGAUAGAGCGCUGCUAUUAUAUCGAGAUUCGCGAGAAGAGGCGCUCAAGACCAUUUAUCGGCAACGAGAAGUCCUCGGAAUCCAGACGCUGGAAGUCGAGGCUGACCUGGAGGAGGUGUCUGCCAGCUGCGGGCAUUUCAGUUUUUCGUUGCUUGAAUUUGGAGAGCAGCUGAAAGAGCUUCUCGCCAUCUUGGAUGAGCUGCAGCUUGAGAGCGAGGAGAGGCCCGGUGGCCGAUCAUGGAAUUGGCUCAAGUUCUGGCGCUGGGCCUUCGAGGGACGAGCAAAGAGGGACAUGUCGGAUGCCACGAUGGAGCAGGCCCAUCUAGGCGAGCCCAACCUCCUCAAGCCGCCUGGUGGUUCGAGCGGGUCAUCCAAUGUCACCGCAAUCAGUCUUGCAAAACAGAGAAUUGGUUAUCGUUUGUGGCGCUCCCUUGGGGUUUUCCGCCGGGACGACACCAAGUUUGCGAUCAAAGUUGGCACUGGCGCAGCCCUUUAUGCCCUGCCUGCAUUCAUCCCGUCCACUCGACCAGUUUACGGCCAUUGGCGAGGCGAAUGGGGUUUGCUCUCGUACAUGUUGGUUUGUUCUAUGACUAUUGGAGCCUCGAAUACGACGGGAUACGCACGUUUCCUCGGUACCUGUUUGGGCGCAGGUUGUGCGAUCCUCUCAUGGUAUGCCACGGACGGAAACGUUUUUGGCCUCGCAAUUCUAGGCUUGCUCAUGGCUAGUUGGAACUUCUACAUCAUCAUCGUGCGAGGUCAAGGGCCAAUGGGCCGAUUCAUCAUGCUGACAUAUAACCUCUCGGUUCUCUACGCCUAUUCACUUACUCAGAAAGAAGGCAGGAAUGAUCAAGAUGAAGGAGGGGACAGCCCCAUCAUCACCGAGAUUGCCCUGCAUCGUGUGGUUGCUGUUCUAUCGGGCUGUCUCUGGGGUAUUAUCAUAACGAGGUUGAUCUGGCCGAUCAGUGCACGAGAGAGGCUAAAAGACGGACUGAGUCUGCUCUGGCUUCGCAUGAGCUUGAUCUGGAAGCGUGGCCCCUUGUCCACUAUGGCCAACCCGAAGGAGUCUGCGGGAUUCAUGAGCGCGCGGGAGAAGCUAGAAGUCGAACGAUUCCUGUCACAUCUGGAGUCUUUGCAAGCCUCCGCUCGUUCAGAGUUUGAGCUGAGGAGUGCUUUCCCCGAUGCUAGCUAUGGCAAUAUCCUUCGUCGUACGCGCAGCAUGGUGGACGCUUUCGUCGCCAUCAACCUAGAACUGGUCAAAAACAUGACGGCGUCCGAGGGAGAGUUAUCUAUCUUAAGGUACACUGUGAAGGAGAGGCAGCAGCUGUCUCAUCGUAUCAGUCAUUUGCUGACAGUUAUGGCCUCUUCCAUGAAGCUGGAGUAUCCUCUAAGCGAUGCUCUGCCGAACGUUGAGCACGCCCGAGAUCGACUCCUGGCGCGUCUUUUUCAUUAUCGUAAAGACCCUGAGGCAUCUCGAAUGUCGACCGACGAAGACUAUGCUCUGUUGUAUGCAUACGUGCUGGUGGUGGGACAAUUGUCCGGAGAAAUCGAAGCCAUUCUUGGGGAAAUUGGUCGUCUUUUCGGAGUUCUGGAUGAGGAUGCAGUGAAGUUGUAUGCUUAGACGUCGGCUGGCGGUAGGACCAAGCGCCCGGACUGUAGAGAGGAAUAGCUUUGAAAAGUGAAUUCCAC